GUCUGGCUCGGGGGGACUCUGCUGCGGGGCUGGGCUGGCCAAGGACGGGCAGGAGGAGCCCGGGCAGCUGCCGGGGCUUCUCCUCCGCCGUCGCUGAGCGGGGCUGGCGGAACCCCAGAGGAAAGCGGCCCGGGCUGGGCAGCGGGUGCGGAGCACAGAGCAGCCGAGAGCCGCUUUGCCAGCCGAGCCGAAGGAUGUCCUGCUCCAGCCUGUGUGUCCCCAGCUGCGGGGUGGCCACCCCGGCCCCUCUGGCUGACACUUGCAACGAGCCCUGCGUGCGGCAGUGCCCCGACUCCACGGUGGUCAUCCAGCCCCCGGCCUCGGUGGUCACCUUCCCCGGGCCCAUCCUCAGCUCCUUCCCGCAGCAGAGCGCCGUGGGCUCGGCCGGAGCUCCCUAUGUGGGAGCCAGCUCCGGGGGCGCCUUUGGAAGCCGUGGAGGCUACGGGGCCUUUGGGGGCCUUGGGGGCUUUGGGGGCUAUGGAGGUUUUGGGGGUUAUGGCAGCUUUGGCGGUUUUGGGGGCUCUGGGAUCUGUGGCCGCGGGUCCAGGUCCUUCGGGGGCUCCUGUGGGCCCUGCUAAGCCCCAAAUCCCAGCGGAGUUCAGCGCUGCCCCUGCCCGCGGGCUCCUCCAGCAGCCCCUGCUGUCUUGUGCCGUCUGAGCCGGGGUGAAGCUGCAGCCCCUGCUCAGGGCCGGCCCAGCAGCCCCGGGAGCUGCAGGGUCCCCGUCACUGCCAGGUGACCCUGCAGAGCCUCGGCUGGCACCUUUGGGGCUCCCAGGACUGCCUCCAAAAGCUGCCCCCUCUCUGCCACACCAGCCCUCUGUGCCCAGCCUGGGCUGAGGCU
This is a messenger RNA of Vidua chalybeata, 841 nucleotides long. RefSeq names its product claw keratin-like. Gene Ontology annotation, cellular component: intermediate filament. Bases 195 to 578 code for a protein of 127 amino acids. Gene Ontology annotation, molecular function: structural constituent of cytoskeleton. The transcript is spliced from 2 exons. The record is from RefSeq and is a predicted model, not a curated record. NCBI's taxonomy places the organism in Eukaryota, Metazoa, Chordata, Aves, Passeriformes, Viduidae.